AUGGCUUCUACUCUCAAGUCCCUAUUUCAUGAUAACGACAGAUACGACAAGUGCUUCAGGAUGUUUAAGCAGCGUUCAAAUGAACAAUUACAAAUGGAAGACUUCAUCUGCACUACCCUGUCUGACGAACUGGCCAGCAUCGGGGACGGGAAAUCGAUAAAUGUCAUUGGACUUGGGACUGGAGAAGGUAAUUAUGACAUUAAGAUUCUCUCCCAGCUGCGCCUGAAGCACCCAGGGGUGAUGCUGAAUAACGAGGUAGUGGAACCCAGCACAGCGCAGAUACAAGCUUACAAAGAGAGGGUGGCUCAGGUGUCGCACUUGGACCCUGUCAAGUUUGCAUGGAACGAGAUGACAUCCUCUGAGUUUGAGGAGCAGUGGAGACAGAGAAAUGUCACCAAGAAGGUCGACUUUAUCCAUAUGAUCCAGGUGCUGUACUACAUCGAGGAUCCUGGCCCUACCAUCAGAUUCUAUCAGAGCCUCCUGAAGAAGAAUGGCAAACUCAUGAUCACUUUACAGUCAGGUGAAGGUGACAGGUCAAACAAGUGGAGAGAGUUGGGCUUCUCAAAUGAAUUUAAGUGGCAUAAACUUGAGGACAUAACGAAGCUGCUGGAUGAAGCUGGAAUCCCGUACCAGUGCUAUGGCGUGUGUUCUGAUUUGGACAUCACCGAGUGCUUCACUGAAGGAGACGAGACCGGAGAGAUGAUUCUAGACUUCAUCACUCAGACUGUGAACUUUAGCAAGACGGCCCCAUCUGAGCUCAGAGAGAGGCCAAACCGGGCAAGUUGUGAGAAAAUACCCAUGCCUCCCACAAUACAGGCACUCACAGACGCUCCUCUGCAGUCAGGUGUGCUCGACCCAGCUACAUUGGCUCCUCUGGUGGAGGUGACGCGGAAGGCGGUGAAUUUGCCGUGGAAGGGCAGGACACCAGUCCCUUCACAAAGACAGCCUUUAAAGCGCUGUCAGUCCAAUCUACCUCUGGUGCCAGUGUCCAAAAGUUGA
Molecule: messenger RNA, 999 nt
Organism: Periophthalmus magnuspinnatus
Lineage: Eukaryota; Metazoa; Chordata; Actinopteri; Gobiiformes; Gobiidae
Product: histamine N-methyltransferase-like
Exons: 7
Coding region: 1-999 (332 amino acids)
Molecular function (GO): N-methyltransferase activity
Source: RefSeq, a predicted model, not a curated record